This is a messenger RNA of Arabidopsis thaliana (thale cress), 936 nucleotides long. It is a transcript of the gene ty2, whose product is annotated as thioredoxin Y2. The record is from RefSeq and is marked reviewed. Gene Ontology annotation, molecular function: protein-disulfide reductase activity; enzyme activator activity. The transcript has 4 exons. Lineage: Eukaryota; Viridiplantae; Streptophyta; Magnoliopsida; Brassicales; Brassicaceae. Bases 53 to 556 code for a protein of 167 amino acids. Gene Ontology annotation, cellular component: chloroplast stroma.
AUGUCACAUUUCUUUAACUUAAAAACUCUCCCGUUUCGCCGAAGCUUCUUCAAUGGCGAUUUCUCUCGCCACCGCCUAUAUCUCUCCAUGUUUUACACCGGAAUCGUCUAAUUCCGCUUCACCAUCACGAACUCUUUCCUCCGUACGAUUACCUUCUCAGAUUCGCCGAUUCGGAAGUGUUCAAUCGCCGUCUUCGUCUACUCGCUUCGCUCCACUCACUGUAAGAGCAGCAAAGAAGCAAACUUUCAACUCUUUUGAUGAUUUGUUGCAGAACUCUGAUAAACCUGUACUUGUAGACUUCUAUGCUACUUGGUGUGGUCCAUGUCAGCUUAUGGUACCUAUACUCAAUGAAGUGAGUGAAACACUGAAAGAUAUAAUUGCAGUUGUGAAAAUUGAUACUGAGAAGUACCCAAGUCUUGCUAACAAAUACCAGAUUGAGGCUUUGCCCACAUUCAUCUUAUUCAAAGACGGCAAACUCUGGGACCGUUUCGAGGGUGCCUUGCCAGCGAACCAACUCGUUGAGCGUAUUGAGAAUUCUUUGCAAGUGAAACAGUAGGUUUGAGAAACCAAGAAAACUUGUCAUCUAUGAACAAUCUGUUGUGACAUAAGCCAUUGUUGAUUGUUUGCUCGGUAUAAUCAUCUACCUAUUCAUAUAUGGCAUCUGCCAUUUUUCUUAAAACUCUUGUUCAUUUUUAAAAGUUUUUCCUACUUAGGGAUGCUCAAUACAUACAAACGUAUCCGACCAAAUGAUAAGUUUAAGCUACUCCGAUUGUAAAACCCAAACUCUAUGAUAAUCAAUAAUAUGAGAUCUACAAAUUACAAAGGUUGUAACUGCAGAAAUCACAAGAUAUGAUCGUUCUUAGCUCUCACACAAAGACGAUUACAAGAGAUUAGCAUAAAUCUCUCUACUGGCACAUCAGUAGGCUAAAAGUCUCA